AUGCAUGCGGAGAAGAAAAAUAACUUGAAACCCACGAUAUCGGCGCCUUCAAUUGACGACCAUACUAUCACCCCUUCCAAUGGGUUUUCAGAAAAUCCACCACCUGAAAUUUACUUCCCGGACGACAAGCGAGACAAUAAUGAUAUUGAUCCCGAGCAAGCCCAAGCAGUAGCACAUCCCGAGACAGGAGCUCCUCCAGACGGCGGUUAUGGCUGGGUGUAUGUACUGUGUGUAUUUUUGAUCAAUGCUCACACGUGGGGGAUUAAUAGUUCCUACGGAAUCUUUCUCGCCCAUUACCUAGAAACCAACACAUUUCCCGGAGCGAGCGAUUUAGAUUUCGCAUUUGUGGGUGGUCUUUCCCUCAGCAUGGCUCAAUUCAUUGCGCCCGUCGCUACGAUCACCACACGAGAAUGGGGGAUGAGGGCCACCUUAACGAUAGGAAUCAUAUUGCAGACGGCAGCAUUAUUAGGCGCGUCAUGGUCAACUGAAAUUUGGCAAUUAUUUUUGAGCCAGGGCUUGUGUUUUGGUUUAGGGAUGAGAAUACAGUCCAGCGCUACUGUUGGUAUUAUUUCUCAGUGGUUUGAUCGUCGACGCUCUCUUGCGAAUGGUAUGGGCACGGCGGGGUCAGGAAUUGGAGGGCUUAUAUAUUCGUUGGCAUCUAGCGCGCUCAUUCAAAGGUGGGGUACUGGCUGGGCUUUUCGAAUUUUGGCUAUUGCAUCAGCUGCUGCAUGUGGCCUUUCCGCUACCAUGAUUAAAGAUCGCAAUAAAGCAAUUGGAGCUAUUCAAGUUGCUUUUCAUACCGGCCUCCUGAAAAGACCAGAGUUUCUACUCACCUUAGUCUGGGACUGUUUGAGCGUCUUGGGGUCUAUUCUUGGUGCUAUGUUCAAUCUUGGAGGAGGCGUUGGCCGACCCGUUAUAGGAUACAUUAGCGAUGAUUUCGGAAGAAUAAACACAGCACUUGUUUGUACAUUCUUGGCUGGUCUUUUUUCUCUUGCAGUCUGGAUCUUUGCCAAAAGUUUUGGGAUCCUCAUCUUCUAUGCUUUGAUUGGUGGCGCUGUUUCCGCAACCUUUACCACUACCGUUGCUCCGGUGGGCGCUGAAGUUGUAGGGUUACCACUCUUGCCAUCUGCUCUGUCUAUAUUCUGGGUUUCAGUAGUCAUACCGAGCACAUUUGCCGAACCAAUUGCGCUUUGGUUGCGAACUAAAAAUGGAACCAAUUUCCUGCAUGCCCAGAUAUUCACUGGCUUUAUGUACAUGGGAGCAACCAUUUCCCUUUGGCUGGUGCGAACAUGGAAGAUCUCAGAGUUUCAUAAGACUGAUACUGAUGAUGCUGUCAAUUAUGAGGCCAGGGUCCGGGGCAAAGUUGGUGUGCCUCAGGACUCCAUGGUGGCCCAGAGAGUGGGUACAGUUCCCAGUGUGAUGAGCAAGGUAAAGUCUUCUUGUUCAAAAUGGUGA
Molecule: messenger RNA, 1455 nt
Organism: Botrytis byssoidea
Lineage: Eukaryota; Fungi; Ascomycota; Leotiomycetes; Helotiales; Sclerotiniaceae
Exons: 3
Coding region: 1-1455 (484 amino acids)
Biological process (GO): transmembrane transport
Molecular function (GO): transmembrane transporter activity
Source: RefSeq, a predicted model, not a curated record